GCGUCACAGGUCCUGACAGGGAAGAAGUGGGUAGGUCCUGGCAGGGGGAAGCUGUGGCGGCUGCAGCACGGGAAUUGGCGGCUCCAGCGAGAUGGAGUCUCAAAUCGCGGACGUCGGGGCCGGCGAGGCUGGGCGCGCCGCGGGUGAGGGCCCGACCAGUGGCGGCGCCGCUCGGGGGCCAGCACCCUCGGCGUCCUUGGGAGCCGCCCGGUGGAAGCUCUUGAGGCAGGUUCUGAAGCAAAAACACCUGGAUGAUUGUCUACGACAUGUAUCUACAAGAAGAUUUGAAUCAUUUAAUCUGUUUUCAGUAACAGAAGCCAAAAAAAGGGAAACUGAAGAGGAAGUUGGUGCAUGGGUCCAAUAUACAAGUGUCUUCUAUCCUGAAUACAGUAUUGCCUUAAGGCAUAAUAAUGGAUCUUUGAAUGUUCAAGAUGUUCUUACCAGCUUUGACAAUACAGGAAAUGUUUGUGUCUGGCCGGCUGAAGAGGUUUUGGCUUACUACUGCCUCAAGCACAGUAAUGCAUUCAGGGACCUUGCUGUGUGUGAGCUAGGGGGUGGCAUGACAUGCUUGGCUGGGCUCAUGGUUGCUAUUUCUGCAGAUGUCAAAGAAGUUCUGUUAACUGAUGGGAAUGAAAAGGCCAUCAGAAAUGUGAGAGAGAUCAUCACAAGGAAUCAGAAGGCUGGUGUGUUUAAGACUCAGAAAAUAUCAAGCUGCGUUUUACGAUGGGAUAAUGAGACAGAUGUCUGUCAACUGGAAGGACAUUUUGACAUUGUCAUGUGUGCUGACUGCCUGUUUCUGGACCAGUACAGAGCCAGCCUUGUUGACGCAAUAAAGAGAUUACUCCAGCCCGGGGGAAAAGCAAUGGUAUUCGCCCCACGCCGAGGGAAUACUUUAAACCAGUUUUGCAAUCUAGCUGAAAAAGCUGAUUUCGCUAUCCAAAGACAUGAAAAUUAUGAUGAACACAUUUCAAACUUCCACUCCAAGUUGAAAAAGGAAAACCAGGAUAUUUAUGAAGAAAACCUUCAUUACCCACUUCUGCUUAUUUUAACCAAAAAUGGAUAGAAGAUAAAGCUGCUCAAAAGAUGAAGAAAAAAACAUCAAGUGCACAGGGAAUAUUUUCACAAAAACAGGAAUCAGUAAUGGGUAUAACAUGCAGCAAGCUAUUGGCUCCCUGAGAAUUGCGAGCCCCCAGGACUCAGAUCCCCACAACCUAUGCGACAUUCCACGUGUGAGUUAUGGAGUCCCGCUGUCCUCACCCACGUUAUUCCCCAGCCAUCCUGGAUCCCUCUUUUUAGUCUGCUUGUUUCUCCUCCUGCACCAAACCUUUGUCUUUAAAUAUCCAUAAACAGCCUGAGAUUGGAAUUGGACUUGUGAGCAACCUAAAUAAUUUUCCCUCUAUUGAGACAGAAUUUCUUUUGGUGAUUCCCACCCCCUUUUUAAAAAAUAUCUUGGUCUUUGUUCUAUCUUGGUGGCGGUAGUUUUUAAUCUGCAAAUACAGCAAACAUCAUGAUUCUUUCCUGGUUAAAACAAAUAAAUAAAGCAAAUCUUU
Molecule: messenger RNA, 1550 nt
Organism: Ceratotherium simum simum (southern white rhinoceros)
Lineage: Eukaryota; Metazoa; Chordata; Mammalia; Perissodactyla; Rhinocerotidae
Gene: CAMKMT
Product: calmodulin-lysine N-methyltransferase
Cellular component (GO): cytoplasm
Molecular function (GO): calmodulin-lysine N-methyltransferase activity
Source: RefSeq, a predicted model, not a curated record